Molecule: messenger RNA, 3569 nt
Organism: Camponotus floridanus (Florida carpenter ant)
Lineage: Eukaryota; Metazoa; Arthropoda; Insecta; Hymenoptera; Formicidae
Gene: jef
Product: major facilitator superfamily domain-containing protein 6
Exons: 11
Coding region: 423-3266 (947 amino acids)
Cellular component (GO): membrane
Source: RefSeq, a predicted model, not a curated record
AAGAAGAGAAUAGAACUUGACGAGGUAUAAGAUGAUAGAUAAAUUAGAGGAAAAGCAAAAAUAGUAUCUGCCGAAAGACUAGCCACGUCGAUAUGGCAUUGAGGUACAUGUCGCGUCGGUAGGGGUAGUAAGAGGGUAAAAGUGUUGCGCCGGCGCAAUAGGGUAUUUAUCGAUUUUGGAAGCAAAGCUGCCCGAUGCAGCCCAACAUUGAUUUGACCGCGAAGGGUACCGGUUUGGCAGUUGAUAUAAUCGGAGAGUCUACUUAGAGGUGACGAAAAAAGAGAACAACGGUUGCUCCAUGGUGAACAGACUUUGCGAGCUUGCAAAUUUGCGAUUUUGUUUGGUGAACGUGUUCCACUGGUAGUUGGAAUUACGCUCUAUCGCGAGAGCGUUUCCGAACGUGAAAGCAAAUAGGAAGAAUCAUGCAGAAUUAUGGACACGAGGAUUACGGCUAUGGAGCGUCGGACGAUGCGUCCAAUAUGCAAUCAUCCAGGGCUCUCCCUCAAGUUCCGGGCGCUAGACCGGUGGUGGAUCCGCAAGCCGAGGGUGAGGUCGACCCUAGCAUGUAUCCUCAACCGAAGGAAGCCACUCAUAAGAUACGCGGUAAGAGCGAUAUCUUGGAGUAUCUCUUCGGCGCCGUCGACCAAGAACUCCUCACCGUGAAGACUUUCUACUUUUUCUUCUAUUCGGCCUUCGGUUCCCUAUUUCCGCUUAUGGGAGUAUACUUUAAACAAAUGGGUAUGAACGCCGGACAGUGCGGUCUUCUCAUCGGUCUGAGACCGUUUAUCGAGUUUCUCAGCGCUCCUUUUUGGGGAUCUUUGGCCGACAGAUGGCAAAAGGGCAAACUUAUUCUAUUGGCUUCUCUUUCUUGCUGGAUUAUUUUCACUCUACCCUUGGGUUUUAUUCAGCCACCGCCAACUGCCUGCAUGGUUAAAGAUCCAAAUGAUACUUAUUAUCUGGAAGCAUCCAGCAGAGAGCAAAGAAUUGUAAAAAGAUCAACCAAUCUGGAUGAAUUAUAUUACCCUCAAAAUAAAGAAGAGUAUUUGGAAGUUGCGUCUAAUGUUGUCUUUGAAAGAUUACGACGAAAUAUAGACGAUAAUGAAAUACUAGAUUAUACAAAGAACCCAAAUUCAGCGAAAGAAACUAAUAUGUUCGAAACAUCUUUUAACAUCGUAAAAAAUGAUAUUACAAAUUUCGAUAACGAUGAUUCUACUGCAUACGAUUUGGAAAACAACAGAGUCAAGAGACAAAUAUCUCUCACGAAUAAAAAUCUUAGAUAUUUAACGCUCGAAGAUAAUGUCGAUUUAGAUUCAAAGACAAUCGAUUUGGAAUCAUUGCAAAAGAAAAAUCGUCCAGCCGAUAUUUUGGAAUAUAAACAUUUUCUAAAGAAUGAAGAAAUAAUUGAUAGAGCAGUCCCAAAAAAAGCUCACGUUCAUACCAAGACUCGUGUGAAACCACCACCGGAAAAAAUAAUGGUAAAACGAGACGUAGAAAAGAAGUUAUCACUUUUGAACGAGAACGAUAUAAACAUUGAUAACAAUGAGGAAGAAACUGGAAGAAGUAUGGACAUGCCAUUAAUAAGAAAUCGCAGAAGCGUAAGAACGCUUCACGGAAGCCUUCUUACACAGAAUCAAUUGUCUCCUUUAUCGGUUACUUAUGCUACGAAUUAUAAUGAAAGAGAAAAUAAAGGAUGGGUAAAACCACUCUUUAGUUCCAUAGUUUAUAGAUUACCGGAUAUUCAAAAAACCUUCUUUCUUUUACUGCUGUUAGUAGUAGUCGGAGAAUUUUUUUCUGCACCUGCUAUAACUUUAGCCGAUUCAGCUGUCAUCACUUUACUUGGUGAAGAUGCUGAUAGAUAUGGUCACCAACGUAUGUUUGGAAGUCUUGGAUGGGGUUUGGCUAUGUUCUUUGUUGGAAUUGCUCUUGAUCAUAGCACCGCAUUUCCGGAUCAUCCCUGUAAGCCUGAUGAUAGAGAAAAAAAUUAUACAAUUUGUUUUGCGAUAUUCAGCGUUUUAAUGGGUGCCGCGUUAAUAACAGCAACGCAAAUUAAUUUCAAAUAUGAUUUUGCGUCUGCUGAGUAUCCACAAGAAGUGAUGGGUCCAGCUGAGCCAACACAGGAAGAAAAACUUCAAAGUCAAUUAUCGCAGCAGCUUAAUCUCCCUGGACUUCAGGAUUCCUCCGCUGCUGUAGAUCCUAAACCUCAACCUCCAGAAGGAAAGACUAAAAUGUUUGCACAAACUACAAGAGAAAUACCAGAAUGGGUGACAGUGUUGAAGCAGUUUAAGGAUUUGAAAUGCGCCUCAUUCCUUUUCGUCGCAUGGUUUAUGGGAUUUGGUAUAGGAUUGAUCUUCACUUUCCUUUUCUGGCAUCUUCAAGAUUACGGUGGUUCCCCAACUUUGUUUGGCGUUGCAUCAGUAAUCAAUCACAUUUCCGAAAUCUUCGCAUACUUUUUCAGUUUUAAACUUAUUCGACAGAUUGGACACGUUAAGGUGUUGUGUUUAGGUUUAGGCGGAAAUAUACUUCGAUUCCUUUAUAUAUCUUGGUUGAGAAAUCCAUGGUGGGUAUUGCCAUUCGAAUUCAUUCAAGGUAUUACACAUGCGGCUGUAUGGGCCGCAUGCUGUAGUUACAUCGCCCAUAAUACACCAUCGCAGUUGCGUUCGAGCGCACAGGGUGUUCUUCAGGGACUUCAUCAUGGGCUUGGAAGAGGAUGCGGUGCAGUAAUUGGUGGCAUGUUUGUUGCAGCUUAUGGUACGACUACAACUUUCCGAGCAUACGGUGUCAUUUGCUCAGUUGUCCUAGCAAUCUUUAUCUUCAUCAAUUUCUAUAGAAAAGAUACCGGUUUUGUAUCUGAAUUACCACAAACGGAAGAUCCGCAUCAAGUAGCCGAAGCUACUCAUUUGGCCCCACACGGUGUACCGAGUAAUGCUAUACCGAGAGCUCUCAGUUCUACCCGCUUACAUGAACUAGCUAAUCAAGAUGCCGGUUACGGUGCUACUUAUCAAACUGCUGGUGGAAAUCUGGCCGUACCCGGUGCCAAUGGAGGUCCUGGUAAUCCAACAAAUCCAUUCUUAAAUGGCGGAGGUGGCGGCGAAGGUGGAUAUAAUUACGGUAUGACUGGCAAGGGAGAGGACGAGUAUAUUCGUAGGAGCUUCCAGAUCUACAAUGAAGUGGUGGGUAGGGAAUUCGAUGUCGUAAAACCAACUAUUCAGCUACACGCCCAACAACCAUGCACCAAUCCUUUUCAUCAACACGACUACGACUGGUAACGACUCAAUUCGAUAUAUGAGGUUUGUUACUUAUGAUCGAUACACUAAAAUGUGGACGAUUAAGAGAACAUUACUGAUAAAUUAUAACAUAAAUAAUAACGUAUACAUACACAAAUUUAAAUAUAUGUAUAUAUACGUACAUGUGCGUACAUACACACACGAAUUCAUAUGCAAUGCACUUUUUCGUAUAUAUACAUAUAUAAACACAUGCGCACGUGCGCAAAAUAUAUGAAUAGUUAAGGCACAAAAAACGUCUUAUUCAUAAUAUUAAAUUAUAAUAAUACUAAUAUUUCUCGACAAAUU